UACAGGGGGGCGCUUUGGGCUCCCAAUUAGGAACAGUACGGGCUCCCAACUACUACGGAGGAUUCGGACUCCGAAAACACCUCGCCUGUCCCCAACCUGUGUCCUCCUCCCGCUGCUACCUCCCCCUCCCCCACUCGUGUCCAUGGGAAGGCGGCCCAGGCACAGUCUGCGGGCUGCGGGUGAUAGGCAGGAGGCUGCCGCCGAGGCUCCGCCAGCGCGCAGGCUUGAGAGCAGUUAGGGGGCGGGAGCCGCAGCAGCCUCCGCGGCUCUCGAGGACUUAAGUGAUCCGAAAGAAGUUACCGGCGAUUCCUGUUCUCUACAAACCGGCUCAGAACCAGAGGGGCUGAAAAGCAAACGUCGGGUGUUAUUAUGUCGAUUUCCCAAGGACCGGGGUUCCCGCCGCGGAUCAGAUGAAAAGGUUGGCUCCUCCGGAGUCCUUCCAGCAUUUUAUGCGUAGAGUCCCAAAGGAUUGCCCGGAUUUGCUGUGAACCAGAGCUCUCUUUUAUGCUUACACCUCACAUUUUCAAGAAAGCAUUUUGUUUGCCGUGUUGUCCUGUUCCUAGCAUCAUUCGGGUCUCCUCCGAGCAAAUCACAGCCUCCUCGUUUAAAGUUAUGUUUCUACCGAGUGUGAUCUCUAAUUGAAAGUUAACUUUUUGGUUUUGGAUGAGUCUGUGGAGUUUACGUUGUAAGAAGAAAGGGAGCCUGAGACACGAUGAAAGAGAAGUCUAAAAAUGCUGCCCGGACGAGGAGGGAGAAAGAAAACAGUGAAUUUUACGAACUGGCUAAAUUACUGCCGUUACCCUCAGCCAUCACCUCGCAACUGGACAAAGCCUCGAUCAUCAGACUCACGACCAGCUAUCUCAAAAUGAGAGUGGUCUUUCCGGAAGGGCUUGGCGAGGCGUGGGGUCACACCAGUCGAACCAGCCCUCUGGAUAACGUUGGUCGCGAACUCGGCUCUCAUCUACUCCAGACUCUGGAUGGCUUCAUCUUUGUGGUGGCCCCAGAUGGGAAGAUCAUGUACAUCUCAGAGACAGCUUCAGUUCACCUGGGCCUUUCUCAGGUAGAACUGACUGGGAACAGCAUCUAUGAAUAUAUCCACCCGGCUGAUCAUGAUGAGAUGACAGCAGUGCUCACAGCCCAUCAACCCUACCACUCUCACUUUGUACAGGAGUACGAGAUCGAACGCUCCUUCUUUCUAAGGAUGAAGUGUGUUUUGGCCAAGCGGAAUGCUGGCCUCACCUGCGGUGGCUACAAGGUCAUUCACUGUAGCGGCUACCUGAAGAUCCGCCAGUACAGCCUGGAUAUGUCUCCCUUUGAUGGGUGCUACCAAAAUGUGGGUUUGGUGGCUGUGGGUCACUCCCUGCCUCCGAGCGCUGUGACAGAGAUCAAACUACACAGCAACAUGUUCAUGUUCCGAGCCAGUCUGGACAUGAAACUCAUUUUCCUGGACUCCAGGGUAGCAGAGCUGACUGGGUAUGAACCUCAGGACUUGAUUGAGAAGACCCUGUACCAUCACGUGCACGGCUGUGACACCUUCCACCUACGCUGUGCACACCAUUUACUGUUGGUGAAGGGUCAGGUGACCACCAAGUACUACAGGUUCUUGGCAAAACACGGCGGCUGGGUCUGGGUGCAGAGUUACGCCACCAUCGUACACAACAGCCGCUCCUCCAGGCCGCACUGCAUCGUCAGCGUUAACUACGUCCUCACAGACACAGAAUACAAAGGGCUGCAGCUCUCUCUGGACCAGAUAUCACCCUCUAAGCCCACUUUCUCCUAUACCAGCAGUUCCACACCCACCAUCACUGACAACAGGAAGGGGGCCAAGUCAAGGCUCUCUAGUAGCAAGUCAAAAUCCAGGACCUCCCCAUAUCCCCAGUAUUCGGGAUUCCACACUGAAAGAUCAGAAUCUGACCAUGACAGCCAGUGGGGUGGAAGUCCCCUGACUGAUACUGCCUCCCCACAGCUCCUGGACCCAGAGAGGCCUGGCUCUCAGCACGAGUUGUCCUGUGCGUACAGACAGUUUCCAGAUCGCGGUUCUCUCUGCUAUGGCUUUGCGCUGGACCAUUCCAGGCUGGUGGAGGACAGGCACUUCCACACCCAAGCCUGCGAGGGAGGGCGGUGUGAGGCUGGCAGGUACUUUCUCGGAGCACCACCUGCUGGGAGAGAUCCCUGGUGGGGUUCUCGAGCAGCUCUGCCGCUCACCAAGGCCUCCCCGGAGAGCAGAGAAACCUAUGAGAACAGCAUGCCGCACAUCACCUCUGUCCACAGACUCCACGGUCGAGGUCACUGGGAUGAAGAUAGUGUGGUCAGCUCUCCAGACCCUGGGUCAGCCAGUGAAUCCGGUGACCGAUACCGCUCCGAACAGUAUCAAAAUAGCCCACAUGAACCUAGCAAAAUUGAAACUCUCAUAAGAGCCACCCAGCAGAUGAUUAAAGAGGAAGAGAACAGAUUACAGCUAAGGAAAGCCCCUCCCGACCAACUGGCUUCCAUUAACGGGGCUGGGAAGAAACACUCCCUCUGUUUUGCAAACUAUCAACAGCCCCCACCGGCAGGUGAAGUCUGCCACAGCUCUGCUCUUACCAGCACUUCACCAUGUGACCACAUCCAGCAGAGAGAGGGAAAGAUGCUUAGCCCUCACGAAAACGACUAUGACAACAGUCCCACUGCACUGUCUCGGAUAAGUAGUCCCAGUUCUGAUCGCAUAACAAAGUCCAGUUUAAUCCUGGCUAAAGACUAUCUACAUUCAGAUAUGUCUCCUCAUCAGACAGCAGGAGACCAUCCUGCCAUCUCUCCAAACUGUUUUGGCUCCCACCGGCAGUAUUUUGAUAAGCAUGCCUAUACGUUAACUGGUUAUGCCCUGGAACAUUUAUAUGACAGUGAGACUAUUAGGAACUAUUCCUUGGGCUGCAAUGGCUCACACUUUGAUGUAACCUCCCAUCUAAGGAUGCAGCCGGACCCAGCGCAAGGACACAAGGGAACAUCUGUUAUAAUAACCAAUGGAAGUUGAUGUUUUUCUAAAAUAUUUUGUUCUUCAAGGGUCUCUGAAACAUAUUUAUAGUCUAAUACCCCAUUAGCAACAUUUACUAUGCCACAGAUUGUUAGAAAGUCUAAGUUAAAUUUUAGGGUUACUUGAUAUGAGUCCCUGUAAAAUCAAAGAAAACAUAGCACCAACAUUCAAGGUUAUACACAGGUAAAUGAGCCAAAAAUGAAUACAGAAAUUGCCCACAUAUUAUAGAGGAGCUAUAACCGACAUGAUUGAAUUGAGAAAUACUAAUGCAAAUUGAGCAUAUCUACCACAUGGAAGGGCUGAAGACUAGAAUCAUUUUGUUGUGACAAUCUAGUAGAACUUAUACAUACAGAUCAUACGCUAUUCACAAUCUUCUAUGUAUGCGUCUCAUGCAUAAGUAUUAUAAAUGACUACUCUUCCUUAUCUAGCACAAAGAAAUGUCAGUUCCCAAAAUAACUAAGGAAGAAUUGGAUGUAUCUUGUAACACAAUUUCUUCUUUUUCAUUUCAAACUAGUCCACUCAUUUGGUUCAGGCAUAGAUUAGAGAAAUGGUUCUGGCUCUGGUACAUGAAUGUGUUUUUACCUGGUAUCCAUUACAAACGGUCAGGAAAGAGGUGGUUUUCCACUUGUUUUUGAGUUAGACGUAGAGCAGGAUUGCAUUGGCACAACAGUAAGGAAUUUUCUAAGUCACACCACUGAUCUGUUGGGAGAUACAUAAAAAAAUAUGGUCUACUUAAUUUUAAGUGGCUCAGUGAAGAAAAGGGCAGAGCAGAGUAGAGAGAGAUACUGAAUCUCCAAGCAAUGUUUAAGGGGGAGGUAAACAACAUUUUGGAGGCUAAUGUACAAAAGGCACUAAAUAAGAAAUUUAAAUCAGUUCACCCAGACAAAGUGUUGGCAAGUACAAACGGAACCAGAGAUCUGUAAAGCACUAGGUGGCACCAGGAUAAGCAUUUAAGAACAUUUCAGAGCACAAUGCGUCAGUAUGUGGAAAGCCUUAGAGUCAGGAGAGGUAAAAGCUUAGGCAGAAGGACAAGUGGUUCAAAGGGUGCUUGGGGAAGCCACAGGGAAAAUGCUGACUUUCUUUGCUGCUUGUAAACUAAGAAAGCAACACACUUGUCCGUAUGUCCAUGUGGCACAGUAGAAAGUGAAGUGAACUGUAUGCCUAGGUCUCCAUGCUGACCUUGCUUUCACUUAAUUUGGGGCUCAUAGAUGCAUCGUUUACAGUCUGUGCUUCUUGGUUAUCUGGUCUGAAAGGCAGCUCUUGUCCAUGGUUCUGCGAUUCAUUGGUAUGCUGAAAGUAAACUUGUAAGCCGUUAAAACUCUGCUGUAAAUUUUCAAGACUGAUGGUUCUGGAUUUUCCAUUCACAAGCAGAAGUCUAGAUACUUUGAUAUUUAAGCAAAGUGUGGGCUCUUUCAGGCAGGAAGAGUUACAGGCAACUUUCUCUUAGAUGCAGCCAAAUAUAGGUGCUAGAAAUUUAUGAGAGGGAAGAAAAAUAGCAAAAUUUAUUUAAUGCACUAUUCUCUAGUAUUCAAAGAAAAAUGUCAUGUGUGGUUAGGAAAGUUUCAUAGACAAUAUUUUUUAGAAUUGCCAUGCCUGUUAUUCUUGCCAUGUUUAAGGAGGAGCAUGGACUUUGAUAAUUAUUGAAACAUUACAUGGCGUUGGACACUCAGGGAUUAGUCCUGUAUUUUCAUCACACGACAUGAUCAUUUGGUGACAGUCUUCAUGACAGUAAGUUGAGAGUUGAAUAAUGGGUUGUUUGUAUAUGGGAGAAGAGGCUACAUAAAACUAAACACUACUUCUUGGGUAAUACAGAACAAUAUUGUCAAUAAAAAUCAGGAAACAUGCAAAUUAGUGAAAAGUAAUUAGUUUAUGUACUUAAAUAUUCUUUCAAAAAUAUUCAAAGGAAAAUGAAAAUUAAAUUCUAACUCCAUAAGAAAAAUAUUCGGUAAUUUUGAGAAAAUUGGGUCAAAGAAACUCACAGGACAGGUGGUUUGAAUAAAACUUCAACAUGAGGGAGGUUUUCAGGAUGGUGAAGGUUUUACAGAAUUCUAUAGAUCAGACAAAUAUCUGAUGAAUACGUAUUUUGGGCAGAAAAUCUCUACAAGUAGGUUCCAUUGACAGGUAGGUAUGCCUUAGUGCGUCAGAGGUAACUUCUGAGAGAUGCUUGUCACUAAAGUAAUUUUAGCAGAGUUUUUAUGUAGAGAAUAACUCAUACAAGAAUAAAUUGUGACCUCCACAGAGAAAGUCUAACAAGGAGGAACAAUGCUUCCCAGAAUGCCAUAAUUAAUACUUUUAAAGGAAGACAGGAUUCAUUUACAUCACAUUUUGAUUAAUAAUCUUAGUAGACUGGCCCAUUUAAAAGACAUUAACCAUUAAACAAAUGCCAAUUUUGCAGUGGCAAUUUUAUAAUGUUGCAUAUAAUGCCUCAUAGGCUUACUAUAUAUAUAGCUUACAUUGUUUUACAGAAUGGCAUGAUUAUUAUAAAUGACCCAAAAUUAAUUGAUCUUUACAACUAGGUGACUUCUUACUGUUCAUGUAGGUGUAUAAAAUGAAUUUGUAACCGACAUUAUUUUGUUCUGUACAGGAACGUAUUUGCUCAUAAAGAAUGUGCCAUCUGUUUUAAAAAAUAUGGGGUAUAAAAUAAAUACAUUCCCAGUAACUCGAUCAAUUAAUGUUAAGCUUAAAUUUGCUUCCUCUUUAAUCCUUGAUUUUCCUAUCUUUACUUAAAGGUGGAAAGUCUGAGAAGCAUGUUUCCUUCUACCACUUUGGGGAUUCAUAAAAAUACGUGACAUCCAAUUAUACAAGAAUAACGCACACACAGUUCCUUACUCUCUACAAAGCCCAUUCUAUCUGGAAAUAAUAAGAAUAUCUCUGAUGCCCAUUUGCUUGUUUUACCAAGAUAAAAUUUAAAACUGUGGAUGACCAAUGAAAUACGUAUUCCCCAAAUUUUCCUUGGGAAAAUUCUGUUAAAGUUAUUUCUGAGAACAUACAGAUGAUGUAUUCUUUUUUUAUAUAAUUUUAAGGUUAGAAAUACUAUAGGCCAGACAUUUAUGUGUGCUUCAGCCCCACAAAUCUUUUGACAUUACAUGCAAAAUCUAAUGUGGUAGCUUUUUAAAAACUGUACUUGCCUGUACAUGACACUAUGACAGAACUGAUAGACAUGCAAAACCAGACAGGAUGUACUUGACGAUUCCUUCAGUGUUUAUACAGUAAACCACUUAUUAUUUCCUGGUUAUAGUUUAUAGGGCUAGAGUAUUCCCAGCAAGAACUGUUCUUAAUGUUGUCUGUACCCUGCUGCCACUUACUGCCUUUGGGCAGAGAAUCCAACUUGAAGUAAGCUUUAAUGAGAUCUCCUAAAAAGGACAAUAUUUCCAUUUCCCUUUCUCUUAUUUUAAAUGAAGUUUAAUUUUAGUACAAGAGUAUUUGGAAAAUAUGAAUAUGCAUCUAAAGGUAAAAUGAGAUAAUUUCCCUCCACCCAACGUCUAGAUAAUGUACGUGGUGGCAGAGCUAGCAACACUCUGAAUACAGACUUGCUGUGUUACAGCUCUAUCUCUUGCUCUGUGAUUCUCUGUCUGUUUCUCUCUCUCCAAACCUGCCAAUGACCAAGCUGCUUGCAUGACCUAUUAGUACUCGCAGUAUUGGGAGCGACAGAGUGAGAACUGAGCACUUGACUGGGAAUCACUCACCUUACUACUGUGAUAUAGUAACCCUUGUUAAAAAUUUUGAAUGUCUGGAUUUUGGAUUAUUAGUUCAUUCAAAUGAUAGACAGACACCCAAUUUUCUGAAUGAUUUAAAAAAGAAAGGAAAUCCUCCAAAGACAUAGUUGAGAAUUCAUAUAAAUGCUAUAAAUGCCAGGUUUUUUUUUUUUUUUGUCGUUGUUGGUUUUUUUGUUUUUGUUUUUUUUUUUUUUUUUUUGUGUGUGUGUGUGUGUGAAUAAGGAUUUCACUGUAGGUAAAAAUCUGUUGGCUAGCUCUUACUGUGAAAAUACAUGGUGGGUAAGACAUUCUAAAUUUUAGGUGGGUGUCAGGACAGCUGUGGGUACAUGCAAGUGUAUCACAAAUAGAAAAUAAUUCUUGGGGGAAAGUUUUAUGUGGUACUUAUAUCUUGUGCACAAAGGUUGUACGGGUAGUGCUUAAAUUCAAAAGGUAAGAUGACACUCAAGUCCAUAUAGACAUUUGUUCCAAACUCCUUCUCUAAAACUGUGCAGAAAGUGCGCGCGCGCACACACACACACACACACACACACACACACACACACACACAGGCACACACGCACACACGCACACACUAUGACUUCUUUCUUACUUUGAGGAUUUAAAAAUGUGCUGUAUGCAAUGUGAAUGUAUGAUGUUUCACACAAGAAACUCUAAUUGAUAAUUUUAAUCUAAGCAUUGUAGUUUUAUGUACUGAGAUUUGCUGUGUGAACUUGCCUUCAUAACCUAGGUAAGAGGACUUUGUCCUAAUCUGCUAAUCUUAGACAUAUCUAGUCAAUUUCUACCCAAUAAUUGUGAUGUGUUUACAUUUCAAAAGAAAUGAAAUUGGCAUGGACAAAUUUUUUUUACAGUAAUUGUAACUUCUUUUCAAAGGAACAGAUUUCAGAAAGAAAGAAACCAGAGGCACUUCAAGAAAGAUAAAAUAUUUUAUGCUUGUUUUUUGAUUGACAUGAUAUAAAAAGGAUUAUAUUUGUGAGAGAAGAUACUGGUUCGAAAUACCCUCUUGCAAUGUAUAGUUUUUAGGGAUAUUAUAGUAUAAACUUGUAAUCUGAACUUUUACUUUGGAAUGUAAGUAGGAAAUAAUAGCUAUGUCAAUGAUAUCUUGCAAAGUGUCCCCAUUUAUAAUUAUUUAUAUUGUAAAUAGCUUUCUGAAGUAAAAUUGAAGUUAAUGUGCAUAAAAUGUAUUUAUUAUGUGAGGAAUUUUUGGUUUAAAAUAUAGUUACCAAUAUGCA
This is a messenger RNA of Rattus norvegicus (Norway rat), 7955 nucleotides long. It is a transcript of the gene Sim1, whose product is annotated as SIM bHLH transcription factor 1. The record is from RefSeq and is a predicted model, not a curated record. Lineage: Eukaryota; Metazoa; Chordata; Mammalia; Rodentia; Muridae. Gene Ontology annotation, biological process: tube development; ureteric bud development; regulation of DNA-templated transcription. Gene Ontology annotation, molecular function: DNA binding; protein heterodimerization activity; DNA-binding transcription factor activity. Gene Ontology annotation, cellular component: nucleus.